AUGACUGACCGACCCAAUACCCCUCCCUCAGUGAGGCUGAGGCAGGAUAACUCAGCUCCCACAGAAGCAGCCCCCACCCACACUCCCUCCCCGCCCCCGCCCCCAUCCCCAUCUCAGUCAGCAUCUACACCCCAGAUCCAUCCAUCCCCAGCAUCUACACCCCAGAUCCAUCACUCCCCAUCCAUCCCCAGCAUCUACACCCCAGAUCCAUCUAUCCCCAGCAUCUACACCCCAGAUCCAUCACUCUCCAUCCAUCCCCAGCAUCUAGACCACAGAUCCAUCCAUCCCAAGCAUCUACACCCCAGAUCCAUCACUCCCCAUCCAUCCCCAGCAUCUACACCCCAGAUCCAUCACUCUCCAUCCACCCCCAGCAUCUACACCCCAGAUCCAUCCAUCCCCAGCAUCUACACACCAGAUCCAUCACUCUCCAUCCAUCCCCAGCAUCUACAUCCCAGAUCCAUCACUCCCCAUCCAUCCCCAGCAUCUACACCCCAGAUCCAUCCAUCCCCAGCAUCUACACCCCAGAUCCAUCACUCCCCAUCCAUCCCCAGCAUCUACACCCCAGAUCCAUCCACCCCCAGCAUCUACACCCCAGAUCCAUCCGCCAUCCGUCUCACACCUCACCACCCAAAAUAG
Messenger RNA from Oncorhynchus kisutch (coho salmon), 636 nucleotides. Its product is annotated as extensin-like. Bases 1 to 636 code for a protein of 211 amino acids. NCBI's taxonomy places the organism in Eukaryota, Metazoa, Chordata, Actinopteri, Salmoniformes, Salmonidae. The record is from RefSeq and is a predicted model, not a curated record. The transcript has 2 exons.